ACGGCGUUUCCCCUGCUUCUGACUUACCUGUUUAAUCGGUCAGGUGUUACUCGUGUCUGUCGUAACAGUAAUGAAUGCUGCGAAGAGGGUUUAAGGAAAUGAAUUGAUACGCGGAAAAGAAUAACCCAAAACAACACUUAAAACAGUUUGAAAAGAGUUUUAAAAGGGAACAGUCUCCGGUUUAACUUAUCCGGUGGCGUCAGAAGGGAUACGAGAAGCGACGAGGACUUUAAUCUCAUCACUUGUUUACUGUACCUGUCGCCAACAGCGUGAACAGAUAACGAAAGAGAAAGAUUCAGACGACAGACAACUAUAUAUAUUUUUUGCCUCUGUAACUGUAUAUUUUUAAUAAGUCGUUGGCUGUGAGGAUUUACGCCUUUAAUUUAUUCCCUAUCAAUAAUAUGGAUUAUUAAGAAUGAGGCGUCCCAUCUUCCGAGACGCAUUUAGGAAACUCUAAAGUUAACUUUGCUGCUUCCGUGUGGAUUGCCUCCCUGGAGGAGUGCCAGCUGUGCAUUGACAAAGUUUUAUUCUGCUGGUAACCAGACGGAAAAUCUUAACUUCAUACAUAUGGAUAUGGAAGUAAAUAUAUCUGACAGAAGUUUAAGUUCUCAGCUAUCUUUAAAUUCAAAUGGAAGAGAGAUUACAAAUGCAACACUCCUGCGCUCUGGAAACUCCACUAUUGAUGGGCAAACACUUUUCCUGAACACCCCUUUAGCUCAAGGACUUUCAGGGGUGUUUGUAUGGUCAGCUCUACUUCUCACAUGCCACCAGAUUUAUAAGCAUCUUCGUUUUUAUACAACUCCAAAUGAACAGCGUUACAUCAUUAGAAUUCUUUUUAUUGUCCCAGUGUAUGCCUUUGAUUCAUGGCUGAGCUUAUUGUUUAUCAGCAAUGACCAAUACUAUGUUUACUUUGAUUCUAUACGGGAUUGCUAUGAAGCAUUUGUAAUUUAUAACUUCCUUAGUUUGUCCUUUGAGUACCUUGGAGGAGAAAGUGCUAUUAUGUCUGAAAUCAGAGGUAAACCUAUCAACUCUAGCUGUUUAUAUGGAACCUGCUGUCUGGGGGGAAUGACUUACUCAAUUGGAUUUCUACGUUUUUGUAAACAGGCUACUCUACAGUUUUGUGUUGUAAAACCCAUAAUGGCUGUGUUAACCAUCAUAUUGCAAGCAUUUGGUAAAUACCACGAUGGAGACUUUAAUGUAAAAAGUGGUUACCUUUACAUUAGCAUCAUCUAUAACUUCUCAGUUAGCCUGGCGCUGUAUGCUCUUUUUUUGUUUUACUUUGCAACCAGUGAUCUUCUUCGUCCUUUUGAACCUAUUUUGAAAUUUUUGACAAUUAAAUCAGUUAUAUUUUUGUCCUUCUGGCAAGGUAUGCUACUUGCACUACUUGAAAUGUGUGGAGUCAUCCCUGAGGCAUUAUUAAUAGAUGACCAUCACGUGGGAGCAGGAACAGUGGCAGCAGGAUGGCAAAACUUUAUUAUCUGCAUUGAAAUGUUUUUUGCUGCAAUUGCACUCAGAUAUGCAUUUACAUAUGAAGUCUACCAAAACACAAAGAUUGAAUCUCCAGGUAACAGUGCUCCAAUGCAGAGUAUCUCCUGUGGCUUGAAGGAAACCAUGAACCCCAACGACAUAGUACAAGAUGCUAUUCACAAUUUUUCUCCAGCCUAUCAGCAGUAUACUCAGCAGUCUACACAAGAAGUGACAACCACAAAGCAGAAUGGCAAGUUGGAAGAACAUGGUCCAGUGAACUGGAACAAACGACCAAAGAAAAACGAGAAACUUACACUUAUCAGUUCAGAUGAUGAGCUGUAGCCCUUAAUAACAUGCCUUUUUUUCUUUCGUAACAGUUAAGGCCAUUUACUGUUGUCAUAUUUUGGAAUUGUUUGUAAUGUCAUUUCCUCACCUUCAAGAUGAAGUUACCCAGAAAUCAUGUAUGAAGUAAUGAAACAAAGAAUAUGAAUUCUAAAUUUGCAAGCUGAAGACAAUACUUUUUCUGGGUUAUUUUUCUUCUCAUUUUGUUGUUUCCUGUGUCCCAGUCCCUUUCUAUUUGUACUUAUGGUUUUAUGAUUUAAAUGAGAUGGAUCUGUUUUCUCUUGAUCUCUGAGGUGAAGCAGAUGUUUUGCAUUAUGAUUUCUUUGUUUCUACAGAGAAAAUAGCAGACAAUGUAUUGGAAAAUGACUUUAGUUGUCAUAUACAGAAUGCUCAUUUUGAAAAUCUGAUAUAAGGAUGUCAAGUAAUAUAGUUUGUCACUAUAAUACAAAAUGAAUAGGCCAUGUUUUAAAGUGCAUUAAGACAAAAUGUAUGCUCUAAAAAAUAACAGUGUUUAUUAACAAGAUUUUUUGUAAAAAAAAAAAAAAAAAAAAACACUAUACUUGUGUAUAACCAGAAACGUUUUUAAAAAGUUCACUUAAGUUUUAAAUUGCCAGUGGAGCUUAGGGUAGCAGCUGCACCUGCACUAUUAAAAAAAAAAAAAAAAACUUUGUAAGUAGUGGUUAAGAAGAAUGAGUCCUUAGGUAACAGAGACUUAUAAAUUAAUAAUCAGCUGAAAAUGAAUAAAUCAGUGGUAUGAAAACUGCAACAUAUUUUACCUAUAUACUGUAUAUGUAUAUAAAAGUCAUUUUGUGUAUAUAGAUGGCAAUGCUGUCUUACCUUUUAAGCUUAUUAAAUCACAGUGGUGUUUCUGAUCCCUUUACAUAUGUACCACUGUAUAUAAUAAUUGGAAGCAUAUCAAUUGUGUUUAUUGUGAGCGUUGCCAUUGUUUGUAUGUAAACAUAUUAAGUAUGCAUAAUUAUAAUUUUACAUUUUUAAUAGUGGUUUUCAAACAGUGAUGCUUACUUUUUUAUUUUUAUUGCACUUACCAGAUAACUGUAUUACAUCAAAAGACUGCUUAAAUUAUAAAUGCUGUGGUAAAAUAUUUACAUGAAUAAUUCAGUUAGGAUACAAGUGAAUGAGAGUUUCAUGGUUUCAACGAUAAUUCCAAAUGUAACUGAAUAUAUUUGGAGUGAUUAUAGUAUUACUGUGGUUAGCAGAUACUAAAAUUUUGGUUGAAGUGUACACACCUGUAAUAGUAAUACAUUUUAUUUUAUAAGAAGCUAGGCUUUUGGAUAAAAGAGUAAUUCAUUUGUGUUUAAUCUUGUUAAUACCACAGUGAACUGAAAUGAAAAGUUUAUGCAUUUAAAUAAGUUUGUGUGUAUUUUAAUAUUUGUAGAUAUUCUAUAAAUAUGGGGGAAAAAUGGUUAAAAGUUCAUUUCAGACUAAAAAAAUAGAAACAUUUUAGGUGGCAAAAAACAGUAAUAUAAACCUGGUCACAAGGUGACCAACUAACUUUUUUUACCUUGAGCCUUGGUAUACUGUAAUUAGAAAUUUACAGCUACAUUGUAGUCUUUUGUUCUUUUAACCUCUUUUGCUUUGUUAUGCCAUCUCACUUUUGUAUCUUAACUGCUUACUUUACAUGAGGAGCAUUCUUAGUUCUUAAAAAGGGAAUUUUAAGGAAGCCCUGUUCUAAGCCCUCUGUAUAAUUAGAUUGUACUUCGUAGUCUGCUUAUGACAAGAACAACAGACAGGGGAAAACACAUUUAGAACUUUCUUUUAACUUUCUUUUAUGCAAUACUGGCUUCAUUCAUGUAAGGAAUAUUCCUUACACAUAAAAUGUUACAUUGCAAAACAAGCAAACUAUGUUGUAUGUAUCAAGAAAAGUAGCAAACUCAGGCAGUGCAGAAAACUAUUUAAACCACAGUUCAAUGUUGAGGCAGAGACAUUUGAAUUCGAACAGGAGAAAUAUGAAGAAAAAUAAAAGGGGGGGGGGGAUAAAAGAUCCAACCCUCAACCACACAGUGGCAACUGUAUUGUCCUCUCAUUUUUUUUUUAUGCACAGGAUUUAUUUUAUAGAAGUUCUGUUUUUCUUUACUUGCCUUAGUCAUAUUAUCCUAGAUUUGGGGUCACAUACAGUAUGCAUGCUUUAUAUUUAACUGCUUAGACUUGCAUUGUUAUUUUUCACUCUUUUUUCUUUAAUUUUUGCUCAUAUUUUGUCUCUUGUUUUACCCUUAGCACUACCAUAUUUCUCAUUGUUGACAUACAGAACAAUUCUUAUAUCAGUAUUCGAUUUUUGUAUUGUAUAUCUGGAACACAGAUCAUUAUACUAUUUUUUUUUAUCACUGUUGCUAGUGAAAGGCAUAUCAGAGCAACCAAAUGUAGUAUUUUUUCUGGUGUGUCACUCCUGAAAAUACUGAUGUUUUAUAUCUGGUAAAAUACCUUAAUUAUUGUAGUUCAAAUAGUUGUAGAUUUCAGUGCAGACAAGAAGCCUUAAUAGUAAUAGAACAGAGAAUCACUAUUCUCUGUUGGCAUACCAGCCACCUCAUUGUAAAGAAUUUACAGGGAAAAUGUGUAGCAGCUAUGUAAAAUUAAUUCUUAAAUAUAUCUUUGAAGCAUGUGGUUUUUUUUGCAACAGUCAAAAUUUCCAAGGAAAACUUAGAGGUAUAUAUUAGACAAUUACCUGACUUCACCUGGGAAAUUUCCUAAGACAUAGUGGGCAUCGUUUAUAGUACUGCUAAUUGAAUG
This is a messenger RNA of Erpetoichthys calabaricus (reedfish), 4554 nucleotides long. RefSeq names its product transmembrane protein 184a (gene tmem184a). Gene Ontology annotation, cellular component: early endosome membrane. Gene Ontology annotation, biological process: transport. The transcript has 9 exons. Gene Ontology annotation, molecular function: transporter activity. The coding region runs from base 568 to 1809 and encodes 413 amino acids. The record is from RefSeq and is a predicted model, not a curated record. NCBI's taxonomy places the organism in Eukaryota, Metazoa, Chordata, Cladistia, Polypteriformes, Polypteridae.